GGCCUGGCUGGACUUCUACUCGGCCCAGCUGGAUCUGUUCUCCAUGAUGUGCCUUAACCGCCAGUACAUAGCUAUCAACGGACUCAAAGACUCUCUGAGCAUUGAGUGCAUACUCACAUGUAUGGCUGACCAGGAACUACCUCAUGCGUUGCGUGCAAGCUUCUGUAAGCUUAUGUUACACUUGCACGUGGAUUGCGACCCACAGGAGAUUGUCUCGCCUGUGGCAUAUGCCAG
Molecule: messenger RNA, 234 nt
Organism: Sphaeroforma arctica JP610
Lineage: Eukaryota; Ichthyosporea; Ichthyophonida
Exons: 1
Biological process (GO): calcium ion transport
Source: RefSeq, a predicted model, not a curated record